UGUCGCGAAAAGUACACGAUGGACACAUAAAAAACUUCUUCCUCCUUCGUCUUCCCCUCCCCAUCCUCUCCUUCCUUCUUCCUCAGAUCCAGCACUACUUCCUACUGGUCCACUACUACCAUUCAAGAGCCAUCCUCUUCUGAAUUGGAAGUCGGGAAGAAAGCGCGGGAAGGCAGAGCAUGAUGCUCCCAGGCGCCGAGUUGUCGGCGUCCAACGGCGGCGGCGGCAAUGGCAGCGGCAUGUCGAGCCUUCCGGAUUUCUUGGGCAGGAAGAGCAAGUACGUGCGCAUGGACGACGUCCUCCCUCAGGAGCAGGAAGGGGAAGAGGAUGGCAGCGUGCGUGUCCGUCAGAGCCAGAGCAGCAGGAGAUACGUCUUCACCUGCUCCGUCUUCGCCUCCCUCAACUCCGUGCUGCUCGGCUACGAUGUUGGUGUGAUGAGCGGCUGCAUUCUGUUCAUUCAGAGGGACCUUCACAUCACCGAGGUGCAGCAAGAAGUCCUUGUCGGGUGCCUCAGCUUCAUCUCUCUCAUCGGCAGCCUCGCCGGGGGGCGGACGUCGGACGCCCUCGGCCGGAAGUGGACCAUCGGCCUCGCCGCCGUCGUCUUCCAGGCCGGCGCGGUUGUCAUGACGUUCGCUCCGUCUUUCCGGGUCCUCAUGAUCGGCCGGCUGCUGGCUGGCAUCGGCAUCGGGUUCGGCGUGAUGAUCGCGCCGGUGUACAUCGCCGAGAUUUCCCCCGCCGCGUCCAGGGGCUCUUUCACCUCGUUCCCGGAGAUCUUCAUCAACCUCGGGAUCCUUCUGGGCUACGUCUCCAACUACGCCUUCUCUGGCCUCCCUGACCACAUCAACUGGCGCGUCAUGCUCGCCGUUGGCAUCCUCCCGUCCGUGUCCAUCGCCUUCGCGCUGCUCGUGAUCCCGGAGUCGCCGCGGUGGCUGGUCAUGCAGAACAGGGCAGACGAGGCGCGCGCCGCGCUUCUCAAGGUCACUGACAGCGAGGACGAGGCUGAAGAGCGGCUUGCCGAGAUCGAGGCUGCCGCCGGCUCCACGAACGCCGGGAAGUACGAUGACAAGACGGUGUGGCAGGAGCUCACGAGGCCAACACCGGUGAUCGCCCGGAUGCUCAUAACCGGACUAGGCAUCCAGUGCUUCCAGCAGAUCACGGGCGUCGACGCGCUGGUGUACUACAGCCCAACGAUAUUCCGCGACGCCGGGAUCAGCACCGAGAGCCAGCUCCUCGCCGCUACGGUUGCCGUCGGGUUUUUCAAGACGGCAUUCAUAGCGGUCGCCAUCGCGCUGAUCGAUCGCGUCGGCCGGAAGCCUCUGCUGUACGUCAGCACGGUUGGCAUGACCGUCUGCCUGGUGUUCCUGGCGGCCGCGCUCUUCCUGCUCGCGCACGGCUUGGUGCCUAGAGGCGCCGGCAUCGGCAUUGCCAUCCUGACGGUGUGCGGCGACGUGGCGUUCUUCUCUGUGGGGAUAGGGCCCAUCUCGUGGGUUAUGAGCUCGGAGAUCUUCCCGCUGCGGCUGCGAGCGCAGGCCGCGGCGUUCGGAGCCGUGGUGAACAGGGUGACCAGCGGCGCGGUGGCCAUGUCGUUCCUGUCCGUCUGCCGUGCCAUCUCUGUCGCGGGCGCUUUCUCUGCCUUCGCGGCCAUAUCGGCCCUGUCCGUGCUGUUUGUGCACAGGUUUGUGCCGGAGACUAGAGGCAAGACUUUGGAGCAAAUCGAGUCGUUGUUUGGGGGCGGCGGCGACGUUGAGGGGCGGGGAGAGCUAGAGCUUUGCGACGUGGAGCAGUUGGUGCACAAGGGGUGACUCUUUUGAAGUUCAAAGGAUUGCUGAUGCCGUGGUAGCUACAAAGGCAUCUCCAACACAAAGCUCCAACGUCCAAUCGACCUCCUUGCUCAGGGAUCUUCUGACGUAACUGCAUGACCGCUGUCACUUGGACCAACUCUUAGUGGAUCCCGUGUGUUAGCAUCAUCCCGUGCAGUUACGUGAGAGAAACCGCUUCCGUCCACAUCAGAGAGGUUUCACAGAUUACUUGGACGAGGUAGUAGCUGAUGGAUUCAGAUUCACUUGAUUACUUUUCGCUCGUGCAUACGAAUGUGAACGAGCGUUUUUCUCUUGGGUGAACACUGAACAGAGAUACAUAACAGAGUAGUAGGGUAUACUUUCACAUUCAGAUUCUGUGUACUAACAUGCUCUGUAAUUGCAACAAACAUUGCAUUCUUUUGCCUCCUCUUUUGUUGUAUAUCAGGAGCUACACAAUGACGACCUCACUGGGAACUAACACGGAUUAAAAUUAGGCAAAAAUCUUCAGUUUUUUCCUGUUACCUUUCUUUAACUAUGUUGUUCCCCCCUGUUAGCUUUGCUGUCCCAUUUUUGUUGUUUCUAUUUUCAG
Molecule: messenger RNA, 2388 nt
Organism: Phragmites australis (common reed)
Lineage: Eukaryota; Viridiplantae; Streptophyta; Magnoliopsida; Poales; Poaceae
Product: probable polyol transporter 4
Exons: 2
Coding region: 180-1802 (540 amino acids)
Biological process (GO): transmembrane transport
Cellular component (GO): membrane
Molecular function (GO): carbohydrate transmembrane transporter activity
Source: RefSeq, a predicted model, not a curated record